UCUAUAUUAUGAGUACAUUCGUGUUAUACUUACCAUUUAAAGUAGAUCAGUUCAGAUAGUAAUACAAAAUAUUUCAGCAACGGUUUUUAGAUAACCCAAAAAAUGUAUUUUAUUAAAAGUCUUGUAAUAGUUACGGCGGCUGCAUUUGCAGUUAGCGGAAUAACCAUUGAUGCUGGAUAUGAAGAUUACGGAAUUCAAGGUAACGGGUACCAAAAUUACUUGGUAGGCCAAGAAGCUUACAGAAAGGAAGAGAAAAAAGAUAAACAAGAUUUUUCCAAGAUUCCUGGUAUUCCAGGGCAUGACUAUCCAAUUUAUCAUACUGUGCCACAUACUUCAUUUUCUUGUAAGCAUGUACCAGCUUUACCAGGAAUGUAUGCAAAUGUGGAAACUGGAUGCCAGGCAUAUCAUGUUUGUCAUGACGGAAGAGAGGGUGAACAGGGAUCAUCAUUUUUGUGUACCAAUGGAACACUUUUUAAUCAAAAGGAAUUCGCUUGUGACUGGUGGUAUAAUGUCAACUGUAAAGAAGCGAUCAAUUUAUACAGCUUAAAUUUAGACCCUAAGAAGAAUCCGUAUUUCCAAAAAAGAAAGGAUGUACCUACAGAAGAAGAAAAAGCUGGUGAAGAAGUAGAGCAAUAUAUAAAGAUUAUUAUUUAAACAGGCUAUAGUUAUAAUUGCCAUUUAACAGCAUAAAUUGUAACAUAAAUUGUAUCUUUGUACACUAUGUAUAUUUUAUGAAUUAGAAUAGGCUAGUUUUAAUGAUAUUUAAGAUUUUUUGGGGGACGCAAUAUUAAGAAGAUAGAAAUAGAUUAUUAGAGCAAUUACGUUCUUAUUAAAAUUGUUUCAUAGUAA
Messenger RNA from Anthonomus grandis grandis, 849 nucleotides. RefSeq lists its product as uncharacterized. The coding region runs from base 103 to 654 and encodes 183 amino acids. NCBI's taxonomy places the organism in Eukaryota, Metazoa, Arthropoda, Insecta, Coleoptera, Curculionidae. Gene Ontology annotation, molecular function: chitin binding. Gene Ontology annotation, cellular component: extracellular region. The record is from RefSeq and is a predicted model, not a curated record. The transcript is spliced from 3 exons.